AUGUGCUGUACCAGGCCGCCCCAUGUUUCAGUCGCUACGAUAUUUGAAAUAUCGCGACACAUGUAUAUUUGUAAUGUACUACUCAUAAGGUUGCUGGGUUCCAGACGUGGAUUUAUGCCAACCCGAUCUAGAAGCAGUUGUCAGUGCCCUCUGUUCAUCGAAUCAAACAUUUUGAUGAGGUCGCCGUUCAUUACUUUUCUGCUAGAUUUGUCUUGCGGCAUAAACUAUGUCAGUCGAACUUCGACCAACCCACGUUAUUUUGAGAAGAUUAGGGUCAAAGCUGCUCUAUAUUUUGUUGUUGAAAACUCAUCGACAGCCCAUGACCAGUUUCACCCUUCUUGGGGCUCAUCAGGUAGGCGCAGUCCUCGAGUUUCCGUCAACCUUAUGCUCUACCUGAAACCGAAUUGCACGAAAUUGGGGAAAUACACUCAUUUGCGAUGCUGUCUUUCGGGGGAAACACCAGAAAGCCUUCAAAAAUCUGGUGUUCAGAUAGCCUCUGAUGAAAACCUUGUCAAUUUAGAGCAUGAAGAAAGCAUUUUUUCGUCUUCGAAUAUGUGGAGCAGACGAUGGUGUCCUUGGAUGAACUGGCCAAAGUCAUCCCGUCCUUUGGUAUGCACUUUGAACCCACAAAGUGGAGGAGCACUCGAAGUUGUAGAGUGUUUUACCUGCCUUGGAAUUUGCAUUCAUUCUAAUUGUCGUGUGACGGAUGAGGUUAAUGCUCGAAUCUGCAAGGCCGGAUCACGUUUGGGUUGGCGUCGGCGAAUCCGUAACGAUGGAAUUAGGAAGCCAUGUAUUGCAUAUGCCGAACCACCGUUGGCCGAAGAGCGUGCUGUUUUCCGUGCGUGGCUAACCCUUGGCUUGCCAGAGGGGCAUGAGGGAUAUUACGAAACGUUUGGGUGA
This is a messenger RNA of Opisthorchis viverrini, 900 nucleotides long. RefSeq lists its product as hypothetical. The transcript is spliced from 6 exons. The coding region runs from base 1 to 900 and encodes 299 amino acids. Lineage: Eukaryota; Metazoa; Platyhelminthes; Trematoda; Opisthorchiida; Opisthorchiidae. The record is from RefSeq and is a predicted model, not a curated record.